This is a messenger RNA of Erythranthe guttata (spotted monkey flower), 1710 nucleotides long. Its product is annotated as glutathione hydrolase 2. Gene Ontology annotation, cellular component: plasma membrane. The record is from RefSeq and is a predicted model, not a curated record. Gene Ontology annotation, molecular function: glutathione gamma-glutamate hydrolase. NCBI's taxonomy places the organism in Eukaryota, Viridiplantae, Streptophyta, Magnoliopsida, Lamiales, Phrymaceae. Gene Ontology annotation, biological process: glutathione catabolic process.
AUGUCCGAACGUGGGCACGGUCUUGCGGUUCUCUUGUUACUACUUUCGUCUUCGGCUUUUGUCCUCAAAAGUGCCGAUGCUGCCAGAAAGACGAGAGCUGAAGGGAGACACGGUGUUGUAGCGACUGAUGAUACGGAAUGCUCUAAAAUUGGAAGAGACGUACUUAAACGAGGAGGGCAUGCUGUCGAUGCUGCAGUGGCUGCUACACUAUGCAUUGGUGUUGUAAGCCCAGCGGAUAGUGGUCUCGGCGGAGGGGGAUUUAUACUCGUCCGGACAGCUAAUGGAGAGGCGGAAGUGUUUGAUAUGAGAGAAAUGGCACCGGCCCUAGCGUCAAAGGAUAUGUUCACUAAUAAGUCUGAAGCCGAGUGGAAACACGGUGCUCCGUCCAUAGCCGUUCCCGGACAGCUGGCAGGUCUAUACACAAUCCACCAAAAAUACGGAAAGCUUCCGUGGGAGUCGAUUGUAAGGCCAGCCGAGAAACUAGCUCGUCAAGGUUUCAGAGUUUCGCAAUCUCUCUUUAACAAAAUGGUGAGUGAAGAGUCAGCCAUUAUGGCCGACGACGAUCUUCGAAGCACAUUUGCUCCCAAUGGACAGAUGCUCGUCGAAGACGACGUCCUUCGUCGUAAAAAGCUAGCGGACACGCUGGUGAAAAUAGCCAAACACGGCAUGAAAAUGUUUUAUAAUGGAUCGAUAGCAACAAAGCUGGCAGAAGAAAUCCAAUCUAGAGGCGGGAUAAUCACCAAGGAAGACUUCCAAAAAUAUCGAGUUGUUACGAGAAAGCCUUUGGUUGCUCACGUACUAGGAGGACAUAAAUUGCUUACGGUACCGCCUCCUGCAUCGGGAGGUGCAAUGGUGAUUCUUAUUCUCAAGACUCUUUCCAUGUACAAUAACACGAGGGUUCCUGUCCCACUGUUGGUGCACCGGACCGUCGAGGCACUAAAAUACGCGCUUGCGAUGAGGAUGGAUCUAGGAGAUCCUGGAUUUGUUAAUGUUACAACUACCUUGAAAAAAAUGAUUUCAACCAGGGUCGCGGAAAAACUGAAGACCCUCAUAAAUGAUAACAGAACAUUUGAUCCUCCGCAUUACGGCAGCAAAUGGGCUCAGCUAGACGAUCACGGCACAAGUCAUAUAUGCAUCGUUGACCAACACCGGAAUGUCGUCACGAUGACGACGAGUAUAAACACUAGAUUUGGGUCGCUCAUUAUGUCACCAAGUACCGGGAUAUUCCUCAACAAUCAGAUGUACGAUUUUUCCAUUCCAACGUCACAAGUUAGGCCAGGAGCACCGGCAAAUUAUGUCAGUCCAUUUAAAAGGCCUUUGUCGUCAAUGGCCCCUAUUAUUCUCGAGAAGGAUGGAAGGUUAAGGGUUGUCAUAGGUUCUGCUGGAGGUCUGCUGAUACCUGAUGCAGUGACUCAGGUCUUAAUUAAUUUCUUCAUCUUAAAAAUGAAUACUUAUGAUGCUGUCAAGGCUCCAAGGUUUUAUCACAAGUUAUAUCCAAAUGAGAUUCGAUUUGAGAACUACACAUCCAAAAAUCGUGGUGAGACGUUCCAAUAUUCGUCCACGACAUGGACGGAACUGGAGAAAAAGGGUCAUAAGGCGGACCGUGCAUUUGGUUUGACGACAUGCCAAUUCGUGGUUCAAAAAUUGAAGAGUAGUGAGCUUAUUGCUAUUAGUGACCCGAGAAAAGGUGGAUUUCCAGCAGCUUAUUGA